Molecule: messenger RNA, 1368 nt
Organism: Diabrotica balteata
Lineage: Eukaryota; Metazoa; Arthropoda; Insecta; Coleoptera; Chrysomelidae
Source: the annotation of a GenBank genome assembly
UUCUAUCAAAGAACACUAAGGCGAUGGGUUCGUUAACUUUAUCAGUGAUAUUUUUAUCGUUAGCGGCUUUUUCAGUCGCUGAAAAUAUUGUUGUGUGUAAUUACGAGUCAAAGUCCCAUUUAAGAGAUGGAGAAGGAAAAUUUGAUGUUUCUAAUUUAAAUGAGGCUUUACGCUAUUGCACCCAUUUAUUAUAUGGCUACGCAGCAAUUGACGACAACACAUACAAGUUAGUUCCAAUGAAUGAACAAUUUGAUGUGAUUAAAGAAAAUUAUAAACACAUAACCGAUUUGAAAAAGACCCACCCCAAACUUAAGGUGUUACUUUCUGUGGGAGGAAACGAGGAUAUCAGUGGCUCAGGUGAUGAGAAAAAUGAAAAAUAUAGAAAAAUUUUGGAAUCUACCGCACACCGAUUAAGCUUUGUCAACUCUGCAUACACUUUAUUAAAAGCGUAUGGUUUUGAUGGACUUGAUUUGGCUUGGGAAUUUCCCGAAACUAAACCCAAGAAGAUAAAGUCAGGAAUUAAAAAACUGUGGAGUUCCAUCAAAACAACCAUUGCUGGUGAACAUGUUGUUGACGAAAAUUCCCAGCAACAUAGAGAACAAUUCGUAGCAUUAGUUAAAGAACUUAAAAAUGCUCUUAAAGCAGAUAACAUGCAACUGUCUUUGACAGUUUUACCCAACAUCAACAGCACAGUUUACUAUGAUCCCAGAAAUUUGGCCCCUUAUUUGGACUUCAUUGUUCUUCAUGCAUUUGACUUUUAUACACCUUUACGUAACGAAGAACUGGCUGAUUUCCCUGCACCCUUGUACGAAUUAAUCGACCGUAGAGGUGAUGAAAAUAUUGAUGCUUGGGUAAAAUACUGGUUAUCAAACGGAACACCAGCAAAAAAACUUCUCCUUGGCAUUCCCACAUAUGGUAGAACUUGGCAUUUGAAAGGCGAGGCAAAAGUAGACCAAUUCCCAAUAACCGAUUUGAAUGGACCAGGUGAUGCAGGACCUCUUACUAAGGAAGCAGGUCUUCUCAGUUAUCCAGAAAUCUGUAACAAAGUUACUCCACGAACAAGCACUCCAGGAGGUUUAACCAAGAUUCCCGACGGAACUAAGCGAAGAGGAGUUUACGCAUACCGCUAUCCUGACAAGGACGACAAAGGAGGAAUCUGGGUAGGAUAUGAAGACACAGAAACAGCCUCUACCAAAGCACAGUAUGCCAAAGCUAAAGGACUUGGAGGUGUUGCUAUUGACGAUCUAACACUUGAUGACUUCAAAGGAGUUUGCGGACACAGUAAUAACAAGUUUGCCAUAUUAAAAGCUGCAGUAGCUGCAUUGUAAUAACAUUUUAAUUUGUAAUUAAAGGUAUAGUUUGUAAUAA